This is a messenger RNA of Paramecium octaurelia, 931 nucleotides long. The record is from the annotation of a GenBank genome assembly. Lineage: Eukaryota; Ciliophora; Oligohymenophorea; Peniculida; Parameciidae.
AUGGAGUUGAUUCAAGAAAUAACACUACUAAAAGAAUCCUUCUUGGAAUUUAUAAUCAAAGUAACUCCUGUGUUUACAGAACCCAUAUUGGAAUAAUUUAACUCAAAAUGGAAUCCCCUGAAAAAACUAUUAAGUGAUCCUUCUAAAAGUGCGAGUGAUGUUUUCCUAUUGGUUUCUUCCAUGUCCUCCCUAAAAAAGAGCAAUACUUCAUCCACAUCAGCCACUUCCCCAAAUUCAGAUUGCAGUGUCCAAAAAACACAAAAGACAGACAAUUCAGCCAAGAAAUGCUAUUAACCUCCAGACCAAAAAGAGAUAACCAAAGUGAAAGAGCAGGCCAAUCCAUUAUCGUAUAAAGAGCUUAAAAUUGGUAAUCUUUUUAUCAAAACGUAAAAUAGAAAUUAACAAGAACAUUUUCCUAAAUACUCCGCGUGCUAGACCAACCUCAUAAUAGGAAAUAGGGAGUAACAGUGAAAAAAUAUAUGAAGAUGAUAUGAAAGCCAAGAUAUUGAAAGAUGAUAUAAAAUGUAUGAUGUUGUUAUUUACUGAGUUAGUUUUAAAUCAAUUGAGAGUGCAAACUCCAGAGAAAAAGGUUAGUGUGACUGUUAGGUGCAAUCUAGGAUUGAAAUUGUCUGAAGCUAUUAGUUAAUUUCGUAAGGAUAACUUCACUUUGAAAACCAUACAUGAAAGAAGCACUGAAAUAACGAGUCCAUAAUCAGAACGCUCAGAAUCACCACUUUUAUUUGUUUACAGGCCAAAGAACUAAUAUUUCUAACAGCCUAUGCUUAUGUAAUAAUAAUAAGCAGGACCAUUAAAAGGAUAUAGUAUCUACUCAAAAAAAGGGUAUAUACAACCAAUACAAUUUGAUGUGCAAUUUCAGAUGCUCAUACAACAACACUAGAAUAAUAUCACCUAUAGAAAAUUUUAUAUUUGA